Balaenoptera ricei (Rice's whale) is the source of this 789-nucleotide messenger RNA. RefSeq names its product nucleophosmin-like. Gene Ontology annotation, cellular component: ribonucleoprotein complex; nucleolus; nucleoplasm. NCBI's taxonomy places the organism in Eukaryota, Metazoa, Chordata, Mammalia, Artiodactyla, Balaenopteridae. The coding region runs from base 1 to 789 and encodes 262 amino acids. Gene Ontology annotation, biological process: positive regulation of transcription by RNA polymerase II; ribosomal small subunit export from nucleus; ribosomal small subunit biogenesis. The transcript has 2 exons. Gene Ontology annotation, molecular function: RNA binding; histone binding; chromatin binding. The record is from RefSeq and is a predicted model, not a curated record.
AUGGAAGAUUUGAUGGACAUGGACAUGAGCCCCCUGGGGACCCAGAACUAUCUUUUCAGUUGUGAACUAAAGGCCGACAAAGAUUAUCACUGUAAGGUAGAUAAUGAUGAAAAUGAGCACCAGUUAUCUUCAAGAACGGUCAGUUUAGGGGCUGGCGCAAAGGAUGAAUUGCACAUUGUCGAAGCAGAGGAGAUGAAUUAUGAAGGCGGUCCAAUUAAAGUAACACUGGCAGCUUUGAAAAUGUCUGUGCAGCCAACGGUUUCCCUUGGGGGCUUUGAAAUAACACCACCUGUGGUCUUAUGGUUGAAGCGUGGUUCAGGGCCUGUGCGUAUUAGUAGACAGCACUUAGUAGCUGUGGAGGAAGAUGCAGAGUCAGAAGAUGAAGAGAAGGAGGAUGUGAAACUCCUAAGUAUACCUAGAAAGCGCUCUGCCCCUGGAAGUGGUAGCAAGUUUCCACAGAAAAAAGUAAAACUUGCUGCUGAUGAAGAUGAAGAUGAUGAAGAAGAUGACGAUGAUGAUGAUGACUUUAAUGAUGAGGAAGCUGAAGAAAAAGCUCCAGUAGAGAAAUCAAAAGGUCAAGAAUCCUUCAAAAAACAGGAAAAAACUCCUAAAACACCAAAAGGACCUAGCUCUGUAGAAGACAUUAAAGCAAAAAUGCAAGCAAGUAUAGAAAAAGAUGGUUCCCUUCCCAAAGCGGAAGCCAAAUUCAUCAAUUAUGUGAAGAAUUGUUUCCAGAUGACUGACCAGGAGGCUAUUCAAGGUCUCUGGCAGUGGAGUAAGUCUCUUUAA